This is a messenger RNA of Halteromyces radiatus, 3127 nucleotides long. RefSeq names its product Glutamate/Leucine/Phenylalanine/Valine dehydrogenase-domain-containing protein. The transcript has 4 exons. Lineage: Eukaryota; Fungi; Mucoromycota; Mucoromycetes; Mucorales; Cunninghamellaceae. The record is from RefSeq and is a predicted model, not a curated record. The coding region runs from base 44 to 3127 and encodes 1027 amino acids. Gene Ontology annotation, molecular function: L-glutamate dehydrogenase (NAD+) activity. Gene Ontology annotation, cellular component: mitochondrion.
CUUUUACAAAUCUUUUUUUAUUAUUUUACUUAUAUCACACAUCAUGACGGCUGAUACCACUUUGGUGCCACCUUCUAGCAAUGGCAUCUCUCUCAAGAAACACAAUACUACUGAUGAUAUUCAAGGAUAUAAUGCCAACGUGUUCCCUGCCAAAAAAGAACAAAUGGUUCAAGUAUGUGCCCAUCUGGAAACUACUGGUUUUAUCCCUGAAUCUUUUUUACAAAAUGAAGUGAAUUGGUUUUACAAUAACCUUGGGAUUGAUGACGACUACUUCCGUCUGGAAUCUGUUGAAACCAUUGCAAACCAUAUUAUGGCUCUUUAUGGUGCCAAGAUUGAUGCGUUUACCAAACAAAAUAGUGGCCUAGAUAUUCAACUUGAAAAAGAAAAUGAAAAUUCAUCUGUAUAUAUUCAUUCUUCUAAACCUGGUAUCUCACAAUUGGCAGGACCUCAAUAUGAAAAAAAAAUUGAUGAUAAAUUCCUUGAUUCAUCAGUGGCUAAUCAUGCUUAUCGGGUGGAAUCCUAUCGUUCCAAUGGUACUGUUGCUUCUGAUAUUUCCUCCCAACUCCGGUGUUAUUUUGUUACCAAAUGUCAAUUUGUGAAUCCUAAUCCUACUCCUGAACAAGAAACUGAUAUUAAUCAAGUGGCAGAUAAGAGUUUCCUUUUGAAAGCUACUGAAUAUACUCGUGAAACUUAUCAAGAAGUCAUGCGUAGUGUCUUGCAACGUACUGGUCCUGUCAUUGAAGUAUUUGAAGUCCAAGGUACACGCGAACAUCGACUUGUUAUUGGUUAUCGUCAACGCAGCACACAAGGUUUCUUCUCUGCCAUGUCUGAUCUCUACCAUUUUUAUGACCUGUAUUCCUCAAGAAAAUAUGUGGAACAAUUUUCCAAUGGUGUUACUAUUAUGGGUCUUUAUCUCAAACAAUUGCCUUCAUCUAAAGCUUUACCUUUGGAACACUCAAUACAUCAAGUGAUGAAGGAAACAUCUUUGUUGUAUUGUUUACCUUCGACACCUCUUCAAGGAUUUUUUAAAUCCAACAAGCUAUCGGUACAAGAAACUGUCUAUGGUUAUGUCACUUGGAUCUUUGCUCAACACUUUUUGAAUCGGCUCGGCAAGGAAUAUCUUAGUCUCACCAAUAUCCUGGACAAUUCAAAUCCUAUCCAUGAAGAAGUUCUUGCCAAAAUGAAAAAGCGUCUUCGUCAAGAUACCUUUACCCGUGAAUAUAUAUUGGACAUCAUCAAAAGAUACCCAGAACUCAUCAAGUUACUUUAUGCUAAUUUUGCUACUGUCCAUUAUGUCAAUCAACGUGAACAAACGCUUCAACCAACCAUCUCUUAUCAACGAUUGACUGUUUUGGAAAACUUAUCAAAUGAUCAAUUACGAAAGAAAAUCUCAACCAUCACCUCCAACGCUCAUGAACAACUUGUCUUUGAUGCUAUUCUUACUUUCAAUCAACAUGUGCUCAAAACCAAUUUUUAUCAAUCCACAAAGGUAGCUCUGUCAUUCCGUUUGGAUCCCAAUUUUCUACCUGAAAUCGAAUAUCCCAAUAAAUUAUAUGGUAUGUUCUUGGUGGUUGGCUCUGAAUUCCGUGGAUUCCAUUUACGAUUCCGUGAUGUCGCUCGUGGUGGUAUUCGUAUCAUCCGAUCUCGUAACCGUGAAGCCUACUCUAUCAAUCAACGUACGUUAUUUGAUGAAAACUAUGCUUUGGCAGCUACUCAACAACGCAAGAACAAGGAUAUUCCUGAAGGUGGUUCCAAAGGCACCAUUUUAUUGGACAUUGAUCAGCAGGAUAAACCCCUCGUUGCAUUUGAAAAGUAUGUAGACUCUAUUCUGGAUCUUUUAAUCGAUGGCCAAACACCUGGUAUCAAGGAAAAAUUGGUUGAUCUCACUGGCAAGCAAGAAAUCCUAUUCUUUGGUCCUGAUGAAGGUACUGCUGAUUAUAUGGAUUGGGCUUCACAACAUGCUCGACGUCGACAAGCUAGUUUUUGGAAGGCAUUUACCACUGGAAAAAGUCAAAGUCUUGGUGGCAUUCCUCAUGACACCUAUGGUAUGACCACUCGAUCGGUACAUCAGUAUGUUCUUGGUAUCUAUCGUACUUUCGGAUUGAAAGAAGAAGAAUGUACGAAGCUUCAAACAGGUGGACCUGAUGGUGAUUUGGGCUCGAAUGAAAUCAAGAUCUCAAAGGACAAGACAUUGGCUAUUGUAGAUGGAUCUGGCGUACUUUAUGAUGCUCAAGGGAUUGAUAGGGAAGAACUUUUACGUUUGGCAAACCAUCGUUUGAUGAUCAGUAACUUCAAUAUUGAUAAACUUUCUUCUCAAGGUUUCCGUGUAUUGGUGGAUGAAAAUAAUGUCAAGUUACCUAACGGUGAAUUAAUUGAAAAUGGUCUUUCUUUCCGCAACACUUUCCAUACCAAUCCAUUGGCCUCUGCUACUGUAUUUGUUCCUUGUGGUGGUCGUCCUGAAUCCGUUGAUCUGUAUAACGUCAAGAAACUUGUGGACAAGGACGGCGUUCCUCUUUUCAAAUAUAUUGUGGAAGGUGCAAAUCUCUUCUUUACUCAAGAUUCUCGUUUGCGAUUGGAAAAACAAGGUGUAGUUAUCUUCAAGGAUGCAUCUGCCAACAAAGGGGGUGUGACCUCAUCUUCUCUGGAAGUUCUUGCUGCUUUGGCAUUCAACGAUACUGAAUUUGAAGAACACAUGUGCGUCAAGGAUGAUCAAGUACCGGAAUUUUAUAAAAAUUAUGUCAAGGAAGUGCAACAAAUCAUCGAACGUAACGCGGCUGUAGAAUUCGAAGCGUUAUGGCGUGAACAUCUCAAGACAAAGACUCCUAUCUCAUUGCUAUCGGAUGAUCUGUCUACCGCCAUUGUACAACUAAAUGAACAACUACAAAAUACUGGACUAUGGGACAAUAAGAACCUUCGACAUGCUGUCCUACGCAAAGCAUUCCCUAAUCUACUAUUGGAAAAAAUUGGUUUGGAAACUCUUUUGAAACGUGUACCCGAAAACUAUGUCAAGGCUAUCUUUGGUGCCUCUUUGGCUUCUCAAUUUGUUUACAAGUAUGGUCCUCAUCCUGAUCACUUUGCCUUUUUUGAAUUCAUGCGUGAAAACUAUUAUAAUGAAUUUGAUGAUUAA